UCCCAAAAGCGGGAGCCGAGCGAGGCACCCAGAGCGCCGCAGUUCCACCAUCCACCCACACCUCGGACUCAGAGAAACAGAGGAGGAGACCAAGAGAAAGUGAAGGAAGGGGCGAGCAACAGAGGAAGAUCAUGGUGGCGAUGGGCGCGGAGGAGGACGAGCGGCCCGUGCACCAGGGCUGCAUGGCCGGCUUCCUCCACCUCUUCGACCGCCCCCAGAUCCUCUCCGGCAAGCGCCUCUACCACCAGCCCCGCCGCCUCCUCUCCUCCUCCAGCGGGUCGGCGACGCCGUCGGAGAUGUCGAUGCCGCUGGAGCGGGGCUCGGAGCGGGCGACGCCGCUGCCGUCGUCCCCAGACAUGACGCCCCCUGCGGCGCCGAGGCCUUCGCUGCAGCUGCCGCCGCUGGACCUCAAGGACAGGGGCGGAGGCGGAGGCCCGGCCGCCGCGUCGUGGAGGCUGCCGCGGCUGUCGCUGGACAGCCGCGCCGUGGUGGAUGCCAGGGGGAAGCUACGCCCGCGGGACAUCAGGACUUCUUCUCCUGCCGGUGCGGCCCCGCCUUCCCCAGGGAUUGGCGGCGACGAGCGCCGGUCGCCUAGCGUCGUCGCCCGGCUCAUGGGGCUCGACGCGCUGCCGCACGGCGCCGGGGACGAAGAAGAUGACGGAGCGUCCCAGAACGAGCACGUGCCCCCCAGCGGCGGUGGUCUCAGGCGGUCGGCGUCCGAGCGCGUGAGCUCGGGCACUCGCGACCCGGCCCGCUUCAGGUUCGUCGACCCCAGCUUCUUCGAGAAGCCCGCGUUGCCGCCGGUGCAUCUGCCGCAGCCGGCGCAGUCGCAGAGGCCGACAACGGCGGAGGCGGCGGCGCUGCAGAGGCGGUCGUCGCAGGAUAUGCCGGUAGCCCACCACCGGGCGGCGGCGCUGCAGAGGCGCAGCAGCCACUUCGACGCGCGCGAGGUGUUCCCGGAGCCGGCGAAGGCAGCCGCGAGCGGCGGCGCCGGGCAGGGCGAGAUCGCGCUCUACGGCGAGAUCGAGCGGCGCCUGCGCAAGCGCGGCAUCGCCGAACCGGCCAGAGAUCUUGAGACGCUGAAGCAGAUCCUCGAAGCCCUGCAGCUCAAAGGCCUCCUACAUCACCACGCUACUACUAAUCCUCCGCCGUCGAUCUCGGCGCGCAGCCAUCUGCCGCCCCCAAUCGUAGUCAUGCGCCCGUCCUCGCGCCCGCCUCAGCCGCCAUUGGCGCGCACCUCGUCUCCCACCCGGCGGUUGCGCGUCGACGUUGACAACGCCCGCCGCCCUCGUUCGCCGGACCGAGCCGCGUCCCCCGCCCGGAGCCCGGCGUCUCCGGCGAGGCGCGGCCCGCAGUCCCCCCAGCGGCGCAUCUCUCCGGCGCAAUCGCCUAAGCAGCAGCAGCUCCUCAAGAAGCCGAGCAACGCUGAGCUCCACGGCGUCCGUUCCCGCAUUGCCCGCCGCGCCGCUCACAAUGCGGCCACGCUAUCUCCUCCCGAAGACGACGGCUCCACCACGUUCUCCGACGGCGGCAGCAGCAGCUCCCUCAGCGCCAGCGCCUCCUCCCGCUGGGACUUCGAGCAGCGGGCGCGUCUCGAUGUCGACCCCAGCGCGGACCGCGGCCUGCUGGAGCGGUGCGGGAAGCUCCUUAGCAGCAUCCAGGCGUUCACCAGCGCCGGCGACGCGGCCGCCGACCAGCAACCGAGCCCGGUGUCCGUGCUCGACGCGGCGGCCUUCCUCGCCGACGAGGACUCGCCGUCGUCGUCCGGGUCGAAGCGUGGGAUUCACUUCAGAGCCGCCCCGAGACCACGGCCUGUCGCGGCGUGCGAACCGGAGGAAGAAGACGAAGAGUGGGUCCCGGAGGCCGCGUGGCUCUCGGGACCGGAGGGCUCUGCCAGCGACGACCCGGACUACGCGUACGUGGCACAAGUCGUCCGGCUGCUGCUGUCGAGCCACUCCAAAGGCCAGGACGACGUGUACGCCAUGGUGGAGAAACGCUGCCAGCGUGGCGGCGACACGUGGCAGCACCGGAGGCUCCUCUGCGGCGCGGCGGCGGAGGCGCUCGACCGGUGGCGCGCCGCACACCCGUCGGACCCCGUCGCCUGGCUCCGCGGCGCCGAGCUGGUGAAGCACGUCUGGGCCGAGGUCCAGCGGGCCAUGGAGCCGCCGGCGCCGGCCGAGGACCUGAACGACCUCACCCGCGGCGCCAUCCUGCGCGACUUGGCUGCGCCGGACCGCCGGUGGACGCCCGCCGCCGAGGCUGCCGAUGCAGUGCUGCAGAUCGAGCGGCUGCUGUUCAAGGACCUCGUCGCCGACACCAUCCGCGAGCUCGCUGACGUCGACCGCCUCCGCCUCCCACGCCGGAAGCUGGUCUUCUGAAUUCUCAUCGGUCACCGCCGCUCCCAGAAUGUGGUAGGAAAAGCUUAGAGAGUACGAUCAUUAACAGAAAAUAAUGGAGCUUUUACUCUUGGUACUGCUUCUUCCUCCACCGAGUGCUCUGUAAACUUAUUACCGUUACUGUUCUUAGGUGUGUAGUGGACGUUAAUUACGACGAUGAGACGGUGCGUUUUUAAGCCCCUCCCAAUGAAAUGAAUGAAUGGAAAUUUGAGUGCAUUUGCA
Brachypodium distachyon (stiff brome) is the source of this 2618-nucleotide messenger RNA. RefSeq lists its product as uncharacterized. Gene Ontology annotation, biological process: regulation of monopolar cell growth. The record is from RefSeq and is a predicted model, not a curated record. Bases 132 to 2378 code for a protein of 748 amino acids. The transcript has 3 exons. NCBI's taxonomy places the organism in Eukaryota, Viridiplantae, Streptophyta, Magnoliopsida, Poales, Poaceae.